GAUUUCACACUGAUACAAACAUUUGUAGUAGUAGUACACAAUUUCUGCCAAUAAUCCUUGAUAUUACAGACCUGACAUUUAAUGUGUAUAUUUAACUUUGAACGAUAUUCCAUGAAUAUAAUAUCUACAAAGAAAGUAAUUUUAUUUGAUGAAAUGCGAGACAGACACAUUCGAUGUGAAGUAUCUUCCAUGAGUGUCCGCUAGAGGUCGCUGUAGUGGCUGUUAAACGACACACUGGCGAAGAAGAAGAAGGAUAACCAUAAUCUCCACCAUGACACAAGUUUAAACGUAAACAUCCAUGAAACAAGUGUUUAGGAGGAAGACAUGUGGAGAUUGAACAGAGUCCGUUACAAAAAUGUUGGACAGAGCAGCAAAAGCUCAGAGGAGCUGCGUCUGAAGAGACGGGAGCAAGAAAAAGCUCUGAGACAGGCACGCAGAGACAAACAGCUGGUGAGCAAGAGACUCCUGUUGAAUGAAGAUGAGGAGGUCACCAUGGAAACUACCUCAGGAGAACAGGACGUGGUCAGCUUGUUGUACAAACUUCAACAGAGCGGCUCUGAGCGGGAGACGCACCUGAAGGAUCUGAGUAAAGCUCUCCGUGACCCAUCAGCACAACUCACCUUCAUCAAGCAGGAGAAUAGUAUGCAUCUGUUGGUCAGUCUCCUUACUGGCUCUAAUACUCAAUGCCGUCUUCAUGCUGUCCGGUGCCUUCAUGAGCUGUCUCACUCCAUCCACACCAAUGUGGCCCCAGCGUGUCUGCCUGCCACCCCCUACCUGCUCACCUACCUCUCUGGACAGAGCACCAAGUUCACUGAGCUGUGUCUCUACACACUGGGUAAUUUAAUUCCAGACAGUGAUGUUGUGAAGGAGAAACUUCUGGCCCAGGGAAUUAUACCAGCUCUGGCCAGUUGUAUGGAGAACCAGAGGCAUAAUCUUGCAGUGGUGGAAGCAGUGGGGUUCACCCUCUCUCAGCUUCUCCAGGCCAAAGAUGCAGCAGAGAAAAUAAUCCCGACUGUCCUGACCUCCUGUUUACCUUCACAACUGCUAUCAGUUCUGACUCCUGACCCAAAGUUUGGCCUGGCACCUGCUAUAGAGUGUGCAUGGUGUCUGCACUACCUGGCGUGCAGUAAGGACGGCAGAGAACUGUUGGCUCAGGGUGCCUUGUUACAGUGCAGUUCACUGUUAUCAUCUCUAGGUGGUGCUGAAGGAAGCAAAGAAGGGAUGGAGUUGCUUGUCUGUCCCCUGCUGCGUUGUGUGGGGAACCUUCUGUCCUUCUGUCCAGUCAACAGCCUGAGCAGCCAAGUAGGCGACGUCCGACUUGUGGUUGCCCUGUGUGCAUUUCUUCAGGCUUACCUUCACACCCAGCCAGCCUUGGCCAGAGAGAGUGCCUGGGUGCUCAACAACCUCACAGCUCACUCCGGGGAGUUCUGCUCUGCUCUGCUCACUUUUAACUUGGUCCCUGGACUGAUGCAGCUUCUGCUUUUCUCUCAAGGCAUCAAUACAAUGAUCCUCAGGAUUCUAGCAAAUGUUGCCCACAAGAAAAAGGAGCUCUCUGUCCAGAUGGUCCACCUCGGUCUCCUGUCUACACUCUGUUCAACACUCAAAAUGGCUGACCAAGAAAUGGUGACCCUGAGUCUAGAGGUCCUCUUCAUGUUGGUUGUUAGUGGGCCGCAGGUGGUAGACGAGUUUGUGAGGCUCAAUGGAGUUCCCCUGUUGGAAGCCAUUCAGUACAAUAGUGAAGGAGAGAUGAGGCAAAGAGCAGUGUACCUUUUAGAGCGCCACCUUCUGUCUGACUCAUCAUCUGCCUGCACAGUCGACAACGUCUCAUCCUCCUGAGCCAGUGUGGAGUCACAGUGUCACCAAACAUGGCUACACUCACAAGACUUCCUAUGUGCUGCUUUUAUAUUUAAAUAUUGUCAUAUGAUAUAUUUUUUUAUUUCUAAUGGUAUUUUUAAUAACUGUAAAGAUGGAGUAAUGUUUUUAGUCUGUCUAGUCUUACACUCAUUCACAAACCGGAAAUGUAUUGUGUGUUAUUAUGUAAUGACUGCAUGUUAGGGUACACCCACUGUGUGUACAUUCAAAUGUAGAGACCUUAUUUAUAUGGAAACUGAAUUAAAAUAUCAAAGAGGACUAUGAUAAAGACCACAGUAUUUGAAAUAGUGAUGGAUUUUAGAUCUUUUUUGAGGAAAAUGCAAUGGCAUUGAUUAUCAUGCAUUCAUCAGAUAUAUUAAUAAACUGAUUCACAACAAAGAUAUUCAUUCGUUCAUCUGCCACUUUAUCCACCACAGUGUCGUGGGGCCACUGGUGCCAAUCCCAGAACAAACGUAUUAAAUUUCUUUUAAUGAAGCCAUAAUUAAUUUAGCUUUUAACAAGUUCUUUGGUCCUAUAUAUCCCACUAAUGAAGUCCUUAUUGUUCCACAUGAGAGGUCAAAACUCAAAAUAUUCUUUUUUCGAAACACUUUUUGCAUUUGAAUUGGAUCAGUUUCAAGACAUGAUUAUUCAACACAAUGAGAGAAAUAGAUUUACUUCCACACCAGACCAUCAGAAAAGGUUUUUGUCUUCAAGUUUAAAAGUCUAGACUUUGAAAGGAGCUGAAUGUCUGAAAUUUUGUUUAUUAAGUCAUCAUGACCAUGAUAUGUAAUCAGAAAAUACAGAAACGUGCUAAAUUGAAUAUCCAUCACUGGUACUGCCAUUGAGUUCAUUCGCAAUUUAAGUUAUAAUAAUGAACAGCCUGCAAAUGCUUUAUGUUGUGGAAAAGGUUUAUAAAGUGUAAAGUUUUGUAGAUUUGUCUUACAAUUCAUACAGGAUUUGGUUCAUAUUAACUCACUUAAAGAUAAAUAAAUGUCCGUUUAUAUUAAGAUCCAUUAGUGAAGCACGGCGUUGUUCUCAUGUCACCUGGGGACAUUUCUGCGCUGCACACAGGAAGUAUGUCAUUGCACCAAGAAAGCUGGACAGCUGUCCUGCAAGUAUUGCUUGACAGAAUCUGUUUUCAGAUAAAGAUGCAUUAACAAAAUAAAGUCUCAAUAAAGUCCUGUUCACAAAGACAUCAGUAACAAUCGUGAAAAGUUGCACACUGCAACUUUAAAACUAGUUCAAAUGUCUUUUUUUUCCCCUUUAUUUCUGCAGAGAUGGUUCUGACCACAUUUAGUUUUUAUACUGCCCACAUGAAAGCUGUCUUCCCAGUAGAUCUCAGUGGGAUUUUAUUUUGAUGUAGUGACUGAGUGGACAUUGUACUGCAUGUUGAACUGACUCCCUCUGUGACUCCCCAAAGUAUUCAGCUCCUCCCCUAAAUGAAAAACAGAAGAGAAAGUCUCAGAUUUCUUGACUUCCUCUUUCCACCCUCAACAUUGUUUUCCCGUUAUCUUCCACUGUCCUUCUCUGCACGAAGACCUAAAACAAGACUGGAAAUGGAGGGCGCUGAGCCAACAGCCAAACAGAGAACAACAGGACUUGAUGAGAAUCAGGAGACCAACAACACGGUUGUGAUGUCCAGCAAGCCCCUGCAUCGCUUUGUCCAGAAAGAGCCCAGAAGUCUUGGGAUUGCCAUUAUGAUUUUCGGCUUUGCAGAGCUGCUGAUGGGACUUCAGCUGGUCAGUGAGACUGUGGAAACCUCCAGUCAGCUCUACAUACCCUUCUGGCAGGGAGCUCUGUUUGUUCUGUGUGGAAAUCUUUCCAUCUACACUGAGAUCCAUCCCUCCAAGAAGAUGGUGACUGUGUGUUUGGCCAUGUAUGUGGUUUCUCUCAUCGGAACCAUAGUAUCGGUUGGGUACAGGAUAGCAUGCUUUGCCUUUUUUGCCUACAUCAAAACCCAAAAAAUGGAGCAUGACUGGGCCUAUGUCAGAAUGGACCAGCUAAUAUGUGUUGAAGGUUUAUUGUUCACAUCCUCCCUGUGUGUGGCAGUGCUUCUCAUCUUCCUGAGUACUACUGCACGUUUAGCACUGAAAUCCACUCACUCUCAGCAGGUUGUUGUGCAGUGGAACCCAGCGCCGGCGCAGACUGACCCCGCGUCAAACUAACACCAGUCAUUUUUCAAUUCUUCCUAUCGAGUAUGUAACACUGUUUUCCUAAAGUUCACCUAAACUUCACGCCUCGGUAUCUUUUAUCUGAGAUAGGCGUCACUGAACCAGAUUUGUUCGGGAAGUGAAAAUGAUUUCUGUCAAUUCAUGUGAGAUAAAUAUUUUACGUGCAGGAUUGUGUGUAUUUACUGUAAACCCUAAAAUAAAUCCCUUUAUUCAUAUUACUCAUUAUGCCCAUGUAUAACAGGCUCAACUCAAUGUUAUAUCACCUACUCUUUACACAUAUUUCUUAUAGUGAUGUGAGGUAACACUGGUGACGUCUAAUCUUCUAUUUACUUUAAGAUACAUUAGAGUUGGUAUCUUAGUUGUCAGACUCUACAGGAAAUCAAACAUUAAAACAUUUAACCUAAAAAAAAUCUCCAUUUUAUAUCAUGUUGUAAAUGUUCAAAUCAUAUAUUAACUGUAAAACUGUGUCUUUGUAUGAAGGAGCAGAUGUGGCUCUGUUUCAUUUACAGGGCAGCACAUCCACAUGUGAAUGCCACUUCGGAAUGAUAAAUAAAGAAAGAACUGUAUAGAUUAAUUUGUACAUUUUUAAUUUUUUUUUUAAACUCACCUUUAAACUUUUUUUCCACUUUUAAGCUUUGGUAAAUUGUGUUUUUUUUAUAUUGUUGUCUGUAAAUGUUUACAUGGUGAAUGAAACACGAGAUAUGAAGAGCCUACGUGGAAACGUGUCGUCUGUGAAUGUGCAAAAGGAUUUGGGCAGGGAUCGUCGUUCAGCUCUGUGUCUUUAACUUUUGACUAUAUUUGGUGCAAUUGAUGUCUGUUGUACUUGUUGAAUAAAGAAUGAAUAUAU
Solea senegalensis (Senegalese sole) is the source of this 4869-nucleotide messenger RNA. RefSeq names its product transmembrane and coiled-coil domains 6 (gene tmco6). The transcript has 19 exons. Gene Ontology annotation, biological process: protein import into nucleus. Gene Ontology annotation, molecular function: protein binding; nuclear import signal receptor activity. NCBI's taxonomy places the organism in Eukaryota, Metazoa, Chordata, Actinopteri, Pleuronectiformes, Soleidae. The record is from RefSeq and is a predicted model, not a curated record. The coding region runs from base 325 to 1836 and encodes 503 amino acids.